Tribolium castaneum (red flour beetle) is the source of this 2310-nucleotide messenger RNA. RefSeq names its product anterior open (gene aop). Gene Ontology annotation, biological process: cell differentiation; regulation of transcription by RNA polymerase II. Bases 171 to 1604 code for a protein of 477 amino acids. The record is from RefSeq and is a predicted model, not a curated record. Lineage: Eukaryota; Metazoa; Arthropoda; Insecta; Coleoptera; Tenebrionidae. Gene Ontology annotation, cellular component: nucleus. Gene Ontology annotation, molecular function: DNA-binding transcription factor activity, RNA polymerase II-specific; sequence-specific DNA binding. The transcript has 5 exons.
CAUCGAAUCCAAACAGCAGUUCCCAAAACAGUAGUGGUAAGGUGGCGGCUGAGUGAGCAACGUCACAGUUACUGCUAGUGCUCGAUUGGCUUGUUAGAGUGUGUGAGAAAUAAAAACAGUGCAAGGGUUGAUGUCACGGAUUAAACAACAACAAUAACAAGAUUGAAAAUAUGAAAUUAGUUCCGGGCCCUCUGCCGCCGAUUCCUACAAGCACUUCGAUGGAUCGUCUCGCCUUGCCUUUGCCCUUCAGCCCCGACUCGCUCCUGUGGCGGUACCCGCUCGGGUUCGCCUCAAUUGGGGCCCAACAGCCCCCUUCUUCACCCCUGUUGGACUACAAAAGCCAACUACCGUCAAACCUAGCCUCGGACCCGAGAGUUUGGUCACGAGAAGACGUUGCCACGUUUCUACGCUGGGCUGAACGUGAAUUCGACCUGCAGCCCAUCGACAUGGACAUGUUCCAGAUGAACGGCAAAGCGAUUUGUCUCUUGACCCGAACGGACUUGGCCGAGAGAGCCCCAGGUUCGGGCGACGUCCUCUACAACGUGCUCCAGCUCCUGGUCAGGGAUGCCAACAACUUGCAGCGAAUGUUGCCGUCCAGUCCAGUCACCCCUACCUCACGUCACCCCUAUCCCUUAUCGCCACACUCGCAUCCUCCAACCCCUAAUUGGAAUAUCCUAGCUCAGAACAGUGAUCCGUUCCAUCCCUCGCAUGCUGCGUCCCUCGCCGCACACUUGAUGGCUCAGAGCAAUUCGGUGACUUUGAGUCCAGCGCCCUCUGUGGAUAGCCAAGCCGGCAGCCCCCAACAUGCCGAUAAUCCGCAAACGUUCGGCCAUUCCAUUUUCAGUACAGGGGCGAGUAACGGAAGCGGAAGCAACCCGUCCGAUUCGGACGAAGAUGGAUACGAGAAAAACGGACAGACCGGAAGUCCCCCGAACACGCCCAGUGCGUACUCGCUGCCGCCACCACUGCCACAUGGGGCCCCCAGGAGUCCGAAGGAGGUUGCGGGGAGUCCCGGGGUGUUCAAGGCUGUGGGGAGGGAGUUUUUCCCGAAUGAAUCUCCAGAACCCAACACAAAUGGGCGUUUGUUGUGGGAUUUCCUCCAACAACUCCUCAACGACCCAGCUCAACGUUACACCAAUUACAUCGCCUGGAAAAACCGUGAUACUGGCGUGUUCAAAAUCGUUGAUCCGGCUGGAUUGGCCAAGCUUUGGGGCAUCCAGAAGAAUCACCUUUCAAUGAACUACGACAAAAUGUCACGUGCCUUGCGGUAUUACUACAGAGUGAAUAUUUUAAGGAAAGUGCAAGGAGAGCGACACUGCUACCAGUUUUUGCGCAACCCGACCGAGCUGAAGAACAUCAAGAACAUCUCGUUGUUGCGGCAAAUGUCGCCGACAAAUCUGAAGCCUCCAGCGCAGAUCGUCCCCAGUGUGACCAUCAAGCCGGAGCCUGUGGAGAGUGAAAGCGAGACAAAUCGGGGUGAUUAUGACGAGAAACCGACCGAUUUGAGCAUAACAAUGGAGGGGCCCACCGACUUGAGCAGUAGUAGCCGACAUGUGAACAUAAUCUGUUCGCCGGAUCCGCCCAUACCGCCCCAGCAUCACUAGCGACAGUGACAAUAACGUGCAUUAUUAGUGACAAUACUGGUGCCAAUAUUUAUAAGACUUGUGCAAAGGAAUAGUGAUGAUAAAAAAUGUGUAUAUAGUUAAUUUUUUAAGAAGAAGAAUAAAAAUAUAUUUUGGAUUUUUAAAGCGGAGGGCUUUAGAAAUCUUUCAUACGCAUGUGCCAAAAUAAAUUAUUUUUUCAUUUGGUCACGAGGGUGACUGCCGAAGGCAGCUUUUUGGGUGAUCCUCAAGCAAUGACAAUAAGUAAAUUCAAUGUACAAAGAAGUUGGACUGGAAGGAAAUUGAUUUUUGUACCACAUUCCAAACUUGCGGCAUUUGCCCCUUUCACAUGGAAAAUUCACGCGUGGCUGAACUGGUUCCAGUUCUAUUUCUGUGAUCUCUUAAUGUUUGACUCAAUUUUUUGUGUGAUUUUAAAAAGAAUGUAUAAUGCUUUAUGUAUUCUGUACAUAUUUUUACGCAUAUUCAAAGAUAAUAGUCUUAAGUUUGUAAGGGUGGAUAACCUAAUGGCUUUAUUUUUAAACGAGAAUCGAAUUUUGUGUCAAUUGGUAUAUUGUUCCCAUGUUAUCAGUUUUGUACAUAUGUUAUAAAUUAGCAACCUUCAAAUACAACGCUGUCCUAAUAUGUUUUGUAUGAGAAUUUAUUGUUAACGAAGAUAUGACAAGUUUGAAUAUACCUUUACAGCAAUCCA